CAAAGAAUUAACAGUUGAUCCUUCACGGAAUCUUCUCUUUAGACUUUAAUUCUUCAGUGAUCAAGGAAGGAAACAGCAUACACAGAGGCACACUACAUUUUGGCUUUUGGAAAAUAUCUAUAAAUAAGAUGCAAUACGAGGAAGCUGCUGCAGAUCUCAGCCUUAUUACACAUAUAACUUUGUUCUUUAAAUUCUUCAACAUCUGCAAGGCCAUAUAGCGCAAGCAAUUACGCCUGCUUCAAUAGACAUUCUCUAGAUCUCUCUACAUAUAAAUACUUGGUAUCAUCUCUUGCAAAUUUCAAGGUAACCGUCAGCAGAUAAAAUAUGGUGUUCAAGUUGAACAAUCAGUUGUUGUCAAAGAUAGCAACUGGUAAUGGACACGGUGAAGACUCACCGUAUUUUGAUGGAUGGAAAGCAUACGAUGAAGAUCCAUAUCAUCCCACCAAGAAUCCGAAAGGAGUUAUCCAGAUGGGUCUUGCAGAGAAUCAGCUUUGCUUCGAUUUGAUUCAAGAAUGGCUCAAGAACAACCCAAAAGCUUCCAUUUGCACUCCUGAAGGAGCGGAGGAGUUCAGGGAUAUAGCUAUCUUUCAAGAUUACCAUGGCUUGCCAGAAUUCAGAAAUGCUGUUGCAAAGUUCAUGGCCAAAGGCAGAGGGAAUAGAGUAACAUUUGACCCUGACCGCAUUGUUAUGAGCGGAGGAGCCACCGGAGCUCACGAAAUGGUCGCCUUCUGCUUGGCUGAUCCCGGCGACGCAUUUUUGGUGCCUACUCCUUAUUAUCCAGGAUUUGAUCGAGACUUGAGAUGGAGAACAGGAGUUCAACUUAUCCCAGUUGAAUGUGAAAGCUCUAACCAGUUCAAGGUUACAAGAAAAGCCUUGGAAGACGCUUAUGAUACAGCACAAUUAGACAACAUCAGAGUAAAGGGCUUGCUCAUAACCAAUCCAUCAAAUCCUCUAGGUACAAUCUUAGACAGGGAAACACUAAAAAGUAUUGUCAGCUUCGUUAAUGAGAAGAACAUCCAUUUAGUCUGCGAUGAGAUAUAUGCAGCCACAGUUUUUAGCCAGCCUGAUUUUGUUAGCAUCUCAGAGAUAAUAGAGGAAGAGGUGGAGUGCAAUCUUGAUCUCAUCCACAUUGUUUACAGCCUCUCCAAGGACAUGGGGUUCCCUGGAUUUAGAGUAGGCAUUAUUUACUCUUACAAUGAUGCAGUUGUGAGCUGUGCUCGCAAGAUGUCGAGUUUUGGAUUAGUGUCAUCGCAGACUCAACACCUGAUUGCUUCAAUGUUAUCAGAUGAUGAAUUUGUGGAAAAGUUCAUCAUGCAAAACAAGAAGAGAUUAGCUACAAGGUAUAGUAGCUUUACUAACGGACUUGCUCAAGUAGGGAUUAAGUGUUUGAAGACAAGCAAUGCAGGCCUGUUUGUAUGGAUGGAUUUGCGUAGACUUCUCAAAGAACAGACAAUUGAAGGAGAGAUAGCACUCUGGAGGGUGAUAAUCAACAAUGUUAAGCUGAAUGUUUCGCCAGGUUCUUCUUUCCGUUGCACUGAACCAGGGUGGUUUAGAGUUUGCUUUGCAAACAUGGAUGACCAGACCAUGGAAGUUGCUUUGUCAAGAAUCAAGACAUUUAUUCUUAAGAAUAAGGAAGCCAAGAUGUCAGUGAAGAAAUUAUGCUGGCAAGGCAGCCUUAAACUCAGCUUUUCCUCUCGAAUAUACGACGAAAUCAUCUCUCCCCACUCUCCGAUACCCCAUUCGCCUCUCGUUCGAGCCAGAACUUGAGCCUGUUUAGUGGAUCCUAAUAAGGUACUAUGAAGUGAAAAAUGCAAUAGAUCAAUGAUGGAAGAGACCUAUUUCAUUAUACUCCAUUACAGUCCUACCAAAACUAAUCACUUAAAAUUAUUGUUUCCCAUUUUAUUAAUGGUUAUUCUUUUGUUGCUUUUUGUUUAUGGUGGGAGAAGUAUGCAUAUGAUUUGAUGUAAUAGUAACCAAUACAGAUCAACCCGUUUGGCAAACAAAAUUUAUCAUAUGGGAUUUUCUGUUGGUUAAUAUUAUAUAUGCAUCUCCCUUAUAUGUUUCUUUCUUGAAUUGUAUUUUUGUUUUUUCUUUUUUCACAUGCAAAAUGUUUAGUGAAAAAAGUUGCUUCAAUAGUUGAUGCACUUUAAUAGCAUUAAGGCUCUUUUCAAGAA
This is a messenger RNA of Hevea brasiliensis (rubber tree), 2174 nucleotides long. RefSeq names its product 1-aminocyclopropane-1-carboxylate synthase. The record is from RefSeq and is a predicted model, not a curated record. The transcript is spliced from 4 exons. Gene Ontology annotation, biological process: amino acid metabolic process; biosynthetic process. Gene Ontology annotation, molecular function: pyridoxal phosphate binding; transaminase activity. NCBI's taxonomy places the organism in Eukaryota, Viridiplantae, Streptophyta, Magnoliopsida, Malpighiales, Euphorbiaceae. The coding region runs from base 325 to 1767 and encodes 480 amino acids.